Messenger RNA from Onychomys torridus (southern grasshopper mouse), 448 nucleotides. It is a transcript of the gene Anapc13, whose product is annotated as anaphase promoting complex subunit 13. Gene Ontology annotation, biological process: protein K11-linked ubiquitination. The transcript has 3 exons. Bases 112 to 336 code for a protein of 74 amino acids. The record is from RefSeq and is a predicted model, not a curated record. Gene Ontology annotation, cellular component: anaphase-promoting complex. NCBI's taxonomy places the organism in Eukaryota, Metazoa, Chordata, Mammalia, Rodentia, Cricetidae.
UUUUUCGCGCCGGCGGCCCGGGUUUCGGAGGGUGGCCAAGCGUUCGCCCGAGGCUUCGGGCGUCCAGUGCUUCCAGAGGCGCAGAACUGACGAGACCAAAGCUGCAGGAAAAUGGACAGUGAGGUACAACGAGAUGGAAGGAUCUUAGAUUUGAUUGAUGAUGCUUGGCGGGAAGACAAGCUGCCAUACGAGGAUGUUGCGAUCCCACUGAGUGAGCUUCCGGAGCCUGAGCAGGACAAUGGCGGCACCACAGAGUCUGUGAAAGAGCAGGAGAUGAAGUGGACAGACCUGGCCUUGCAGUGCCUCCACGAGAACGUCCCUCCCGCUGGAAACUGACGCUGGCUUUCUUUCCCAGGGAUCAGGUUUUCAAAACUAUGUAGAUAAAGCAUGUUUCCUCUCUGUCUCCGAAUUCAGAUCUUUGAGUAAUAAAUCAACACUCAAAAACAUA